Molecule: messenger RNA, 2325 nt
Organism: Linum tenue
Lineage: Eukaryota; Viridiplantae; Streptophyta; Magnoliopsida; Malpighiales; Linaceae
Source: the annotation of a GenBank genome assembly
GCUAGCUAACUGAUUUGGAUAAGGAAAAGCUCUUACUCGUGUUUCUCGGAGCCCGUGAUGCGAUUUGGCCGUGCUCCUACGUGUAUCCAAUUAUCCAUCCAGAUUCUAGGCAAUAUCCUACAACAACAUGGAGUUUUAUUUCAUUCUUCGUCAGCAUCAACCAAAACUCAAUAUCUUCUUUCUCUCUUCGGAUAAACUUCCUAAACCAAGAAAAUCCUUACUAUUUCUGUCCCUGCUGCAAAUCCAAAACGUCCUCGUUCUUAUCCGAAAUUUCAAAUCCCACAAUGAGCAGGUCGAGCGUUAUUAAUUCUUCCCAUAAUAGCUUCUCAGAACCCCGAUUCUCUCUGCUGCUUCCCAAUCUCCUCUCUUCCUCCGUUUUCGCCAGAGUGUUUCUAUAUUCACCCCGACCAGGAUCGCUCUCAGAUUAUCUCCGAGCUCUGAUUCAAUGGCGGCCCUUCCUCCCGGCUCCCUUUUCCUCGGAUUCGACUCCUCCACCCAGUCGUUGAAGGCGACGGUACUGGACUGCAAUCUUAAUGUGAUUCAAUUGGAUCAAAUCCAUUUCGAUUCCGAUUUGCCCCAUUACAAGACCAAAGAUGGCGUCUACAGAGACCCGUCCGACAGCGGCAGAAUCGUUUCCCCUACGCUAAUGUGGAUCGAAGCUCUCGAUCUCGUCCUCCAACGCCUCUCCAAAUCCGGUUUGGAUUUCGGGAAAGUUGCUGCUCUCUCCGGCAGCGGACAGCAACACGGCAGCGUUUACUGGAAGAACGGCAGCUCUUCGCUGCUCUCCUCGCUGGACUCUAACAAGCCGUUGUUGGAUCAAUUCCGCAAUGCGUUUUCAAUCAGUGAAUCGCCUAUAUGGAUGGACAGCAGCACCACGGCUCAAUGUAGGGAAAUUGAGCAAGCUGUUGGUGGAGCGAUUGAGCUGGCUCGGAUCACUGGGUCUCGUGGGUAUGAGAGGUUCACUGGACCUCAGAUCAAGAAGAUAUUUCAGAAGCAACCUGAUGUUUAUAACAGCACUGAGAGGAUUUCACUUGUUAGCUCGUUCAUGGCUUCUAUUUUUGCUGGGAAGUAUGCUUCCAUUGAUCAUGCUGAUGGUGCUGGGAUGAAUUUGAUGGAUAUUGAGAAAAAGACCUGGUCUAAAGUGGCUUUGGAGGCAACUGCGCCGGGUUUAGAGGAAAAGCUCGGGGCUUUGGCUCCUGCUUAUGCUGUUGUUGGUCCUAUUGCUUCUUAUUUCGUCGAGAGGUAUAAGUUCAGUAAGGAUUGUUUGGUUGUGCACUGGUCUGGAGACAACCCUAACAGUUUAGCUGGUUUAACCUUGAGUGUUCCUGGGGAUCUGGGUAUUAGUCUUGGCACCAGCGACACUGUUAUCGGUAUAUCCAGUGAUCCUAAACCUGGGUUGGAAGGUCACGUCUUCCCUAAUCCAGUAGAUACGAAAGGCUACAUGGUAAUGUUAUGCUACAAAAAUGGGUCUCUAACUCGUGAAGAGGUGCGCAACAGUUGUGCGCAGAGCUCUUGGGAGACCUUCAACAAACUCUUGGAGCAAACACCGCCUCUUAAUGGUGGGAAGUUGGGUUUCUACUACAAGGACCAUGAAAUUCUUCCUCCACUUCCAAUUGGUUUCCAUCGCUACAUUCUCCAAAAUUUCAAUGGUGCCUCCCUGGAAGGGGUGAGUGAACAGGAAGUGAAAGAAUUUGAUCCUCCUUCAGAGGUGAGAGCAAUAGUGGAGGGCCAGUUCCUAUCGAUGAGAGGCCAUGCUGAGAGGUUUGGGAUGCCAGUACCUCCAAAGCGCAUAAUCGCUACAGGUGGAGCAUCAACAAACCAAAGCCUGCUGAAGUCGAUAGCAUCGGUAUUUGGCUGUGGAGUCUACACUGUCCAAAGACCUGAUUCUGCGUCUCUAGGAGCUGCAUUGAGAGCUGCGCAUGGCUGGAUCUGCAACAAGAAUGGUAGUUUUGUGCCGAUAGCAAACUUGUACAGCGACAAGUUGGAGAAAUCGUCACUGAGCUGCAAGCUGUCGGCUAGCGCUGGGAGUGACGAGGUGGCAUCGAAGUAUGGCGUGAUGAUGAAGAAGAGAAUGGAGAUCGAGAAGCGGCUGGUCGAGAAGUUGGGACGCCACUGAUUCCUGGGCUUAAAAUCAGAUUAUGUCCUUCCUACGUUUAGUGCAUAGGUUGUAACUAUUUGUUUUCCCCUUACCACUACGGAAUUUUGAGCAGCACAUUCUAAGACAUGUCGAGGUCUUGGCGGAUGAAAAUAAUAAAUGGCAACAUACUCUCUUUUGUUGGUAAACUCGACUUUUAUUCUAUUUUCUUUUCCCUUUUUAAUAAUACU